Molecule: messenger RNA, 513 nt
Organism: Cyphellophora europaea CBS 101466
Lineage: Eukaryota; Fungi; Ascomycota; Eurotiomycetes; Chaetothyriales; Cyphellophoraceae
Exons: 2
Coding region: 1-513 (170 amino acids)
Source: RefSeq, a predicted model, not a curated record
AUGGCAAGCAAACCCCAGGAGUCGUCAAAGCAGAUGAUGCUAAACAAGAAUGUCGCCGGUGGACAGCUUGCACGCUUCUCCAUGCAGCCUCCAACGGGCUUCUAUCGCGAUGGGUACUGUCGUGUCGGACCGGAGGACAAGGGCAACCACUCUGUUGCCGCGGUUGUGACCGAAGACUUCUUGAACUAUUCAGCGUCGCAGGGAAACAACCUGAAAGAGGUGGGCGUGAAACCGGGUAUGAAAUGGUGCCUUUGUGCGCAUCGCUGGAAAGAUGCAUUCGACGCCGCUCAGAAGGGUCUUCUGUCCAACGACGCGGUCCCCAAAGUCUCCCUGCACGCUACCCAUGAGGCCGCGCUCGAGAAGAUCUCAUACAAGGAGCUGAAGCAGUAUGCUUCCGUCAGCGAAGCAGACGCGCAGUCAAAUCGCCAGCCAUCACACCAGAAUCCUGGGACAAGCAGCAUAGCGAAGGAGACGACGAGUAUUCAAGGUAAUCGACAGUCGACGGCCAACUAA